GGCAGGGGAGGCAGGGGCGGACCGCUAUUUGGGGGUCCUCCGAGCGCGGCGCAGGGAUUAAUGCUUCAUCAGGGGAUAUCUGUACUUUUUUCUUGGAUAUCACUUCAUCAUGCGAAAUCUGGAGUUACUUCGGACCUUGGAGUUCAGGGAUAUUCAAGCUCCAGGGAGACCUCAGUGCUUCUGUCUUCGAACUGAACAGAAGUCAGUGCUCAUUGGCUCAGAACAUGGACUGAUAGAAGUAGACGCCACCAGAAGAGAAGUGAAACAUGAAAUUUCUUUGGUGGCAGAAGGCUUUCUCCCAGAGGAUGGAAGUGGCUGCAUUGUUGGUAUACAGGACUUGCUAGAUCAGGAGUCUGUAUGUGUGGCCACAGCCUCUGGAGAUGUCAUACUCUGCAGUCUUAGCACACACCAGCUGGAAUGUGUUGGGAGUGUAGCCAGUGGUAUCUCUGUCAUGAGUUGGAGUCCUGACCAAGAGCUGGUGCUUCUUGCCACAGGUCAACAGACCCUGAUUAUGAUGACAAAAGACUUUGAACCAAUCAUGGAGCAGCAGAUCCACCAGGAUGAUUUUGGAGAAAGCAAGUUUAUCACCGUUGGAUGGGGCAAGAAGGAGACACAGUUCCAUGGAUCAGAAGGCAGGCAAGCAGCCUUUCAGAUGCAAAUGCACGAGUCUGCUUUGCCCUGGGAUGACCAUAGACCACAAGUUACCUGGCGUGGGGAUGGACAGUUUUUUGCUGUCAGUGUUGUUUGCCCGGAAACAGGGGCUCGGAAGGUCAGAGUGUGGAACCGAGAGUUUGCUUUGCAGUCAACCAGUGAGCCUGUGGCAGGACUAGGACCAGCCCUGGCUUGGAAACCCUCAGGCAGUUUGAUUGCAUCUACACAAGAUAAACCCAACCAGCAGGAUGUUGUGUUUUUUGAGAAAAAUGGGCUUCUUCAUGGACACUUUACACUUCCUUUCCUCAAAGAUGAGGUUAAGCUUUCCAUCAUGAUCAUGCAGUUUGAAGUUCAGCUCUGGACUGUUGGAAACUAUCACUGGUAUCUCAAACAAAGUCUGCCCUUCAGCACCUGUGGGAAGAACAAGAUUGUGUCGCUGAUGUGGGACACGGUCACCCCAUACCGGCUGCAUGUUCUCUGUCAGGGCUGGCAUUACCUCUGCUAUGACUGGCAUUGGACAACUGAUCGGAGCUCGGGAGAUAAUGCAAGUGACCUGGCAAAUGUGGCUGUCAUUGAUGGAAAGAGUGUAUUGGUGACAGUCUUCCAGCAGACUGUGGUUCCACCUCCCAUGUGCACAUACCGAUUGUUGCUCCCGCACCCUGUGAAUCAAGUCACGUUCUCUGCACACCCUAAAAAGAGUAACGACCUCGCUGUCCUGGAUGCCAGUAACCAGAUAUCUGUAUAUAAAUGUGUUCAGCUCUGGACUGUUGGAAACUAUCACUGGUAUCUCAAACAAAGUCUGCCCUUCAGCACCUGUGGGAAGAACAAGAUUGUGUCGCUGAUGUGGGACACGGUCACCCCAUACCGGCUGCAUGUUCUCUGUCAGGGCUGGCAUUACCUCUGCUAUGACUGGCAUUGGACAACUGAUCGGAGCUCGGGAGAUAAUGCAAGUGACCUGGCAAAUGUGGCUGUCAUUGAUGGAAACAGAAUUCAAUAUGAGAAUAGUGAAGAUCAAGAAGUAAACCCACUGAAGCUCAGCUUUCUCACCUGGAUUGAAGAAGACAUCUUCCUCGCCAUAAGCCAUAGCCAGUCCAGUGCACAGAGUGUCAUUCAUCAUUUGACUGUGGCCCCUUCUGAGAUGGAAGAAGAGCAAGGACAGCUCAAUGUCAGUUCAUCUGUGACAGUGAAUGGGGUCGUAAUCAGUCUAUGCUGCAGUUCCAAGACCAAGUCAGUAGCAUUGCAGCUGGCUGAUGGCCAGAUACUUAAGUACCUUUGGGAGUCACCUUCUUUGGCUGUUACACCAUGGAAGAACCCUGGUGGAUUUCUGGUUCAGUUUCCUUAUCCGUGCACACAGAUUGAAUUGGCCAUGAUUGGAGGAGAGGAAUGUGUCCUUGGUCUGACUGACAGGUGUCGCUUUUUCAUCAAUGACACUGAGGUUGCAUCAAAUAUCACAUCAUUUGCAGUAUAUGACGAGUUUUUGUUGUUGACAACCCAUUCCCAUACCUGCCAGUGUUUUUGCCUGAGGGAUGCUUCAUUUAAAACAUUACAGGCAGGUCUGAGCAGCAGUCAUGUGUCCAGCGGGGAGAUUCUGCGGAAGGUGGAAAGGGGAUCACGGAUUGUCACUGUUGUGCCCCAGGACACAAAGCUUAUAUUACAGAUGCCAAGAGGAAACUUAGAAGUUGUUCAUCAUCGAGCCCUGGUUUUAGCUCAGAUUCGGAAGUGGUUGGACAAACUUAUGUUUAAAGAAGCAUUUGAAUGUAUGAGGAAACUGAGAAUCAAUCUCAAUCUGAUAUAUGAUCAUAACCCUAAGGCGUUUCUUGAAAAUGUGGAAACCUUCAUUAGACAGAUAGAGUCUGUAAAUUAUAUUAAUUUAUUUUUCACAGAAUUGAAGGAAGAAGAUGUCACAAAGACCAUGUACCCUCCACCAGUUACCAGGAGUGUCCAGCUGUCCAGAGAUCCUGAUGAGAAAAAACUAGAUCUUAUCUGUGAUGCUAUGAGAGCAGCCAUGGAGACCAUAAAUCCUCACAAGUACUGCCUGUCGAUACUCACAUCUCAUAUCAAGAAAACCACCCCAGAACUGGAAAUUGUGCUGCAGAAGGUACACGAGCUUCAAGUGACAGGAAAACCUCCCUCUGUUCCUGAUGCUGUGGGUGCUGAAGAGGCCUUGAAAUAUUUGUUGCUUCUGGUAGAUGUUAAUGAAUUAUAUGAUCAUUCUCUGGGGACCUAUGACUUUGAUUUGGUCCUCAUGGUGGCUGAGAAGUCACAGAAGGAUCCCAAAGAAUAUCUUCCAUUUCUUAAUACACUUAAGAAAAUGGAAACUAAUUAUCAGCGGUUUACUAUAGACAAAUACUUGAAGCGUUAUGAAAAAGCCAUUGGCCACCUCAGCAAAUGUGGACCUGAGUACUUCCCAGAAUGCUUAAACUUAAUAAAAGAUAAAAAUUUGUAUAAUGAAGCUCUGAAGUUAUAUCCACCAAACUCGCAGCAGUACAAGGAUAUCAGCAUUGCUUAUGGGGAACACCUGAUGCAGGAGAACAUGUACGAGCCGGCGGGGCUCGUGUUUGCCCGAUGCAGUGCCCAUGAAAAAGCUCUUUCGGCCUUUCUGACUUGUGGCAGCUGGAAGCAAGCCCUCUGUGUGGCAGCCUGGCUUAACUUGACCAAAGACCAGCUGGCUGGCCUUGCCAGAACUCUGGCAGAAAAGCUAGUUGAGAAGAGGAAGCACAUUGAUGCAGCCAUGGUUUUGGAACAGUAUGCCCAGGAUUAUGAAGAAGCUGUGCUCUUGCUGUUAGAAGGAGCUGCCUGGGAAGAAGCUCUGAGGCUGGUAUACAAAUACAACAGACUGGAUAUUAUAGAAACCAACAUAAAGCCUUCCAUUUUAGAAGCCCAGAAAAAUUAUAUGAUAUUUUUGGACUCUCAGACAACCACAUUCAGUCGCCACAAGAAACGUUUAUUGGUGGUUCGAAAGCUCAAGGAGCAAGCACAGCAGGUGAAUCUGGAAGAUGAGGUGCUCCAUGGUCAAGAGUCAGACCUCUUCUCUGAAACUAGCAGCAUUGUGAGUGGCAGUGAGAUGAGUGGCAAAUACUCCCAUAGUAACUCCAGGAUAUCAGCGAGAUCAUCUAAGAAUCGCCGCAAAGCCGAGCGGAAAAAGCACAGCCUCAAAGAAGGGAGUCCACUGGAGGAUCUAGCCCUUUUGGAGGCACUAAAUGAAGUGGUACAGAACACUGAGAAACUGAAAGAUGAAGUGUACCAUAUUUUAAAGGUACUUUUUCUCUUUGAGUUUGAUGAGCAAGGAAGGGAGUUACAGAAGGCCUUUGAAGAUACUCUGCAGUUGAUGGAAAGGUCACUUCCGGAAAUUUGGACUCUCACUGAGCAGCAGAAUUCAGCCACACCUGUAAGUUUUCUCAAAAACAAUGCUGAGCUUUUUAUACCGCCAAAGAUGAACAAGAAAACCCAGUGGAAACUGAGCCUGCUAGAUUGACUGACUACAGCUUAGGAGGGCUCCAGCAGAGAUGGCCAUUUUCCACUCAGUCCUAGCUGUCCUUCCACCUCUUGCUUUUUGAGGCCUGGCUGUUGAGAACUGGGAAGAGUAAGAUGAUGAUUUACCUUAGCAUUGCCGAGAGCUGCUGUGUGCCCCAGACUUUAGCAGACACCAAGAAAUUCUGUUUUUAUUUUGUGUGUAUGUCUUAAUCAUUAGCAAGAUGUUAAGCUUUAAUCCAUAUAGCAUCAUUUUUGUGAGAAUUACUGUUCUUUUACGUGUGCUGUUUGAAAGCAUAUUUAUGCUAAUUAUGAUAGGGUUUCCUUCCCAGCUACUGGUCUGAUUCGUAUAGGGACCUUGGGCAAGUUCCAUAAUUGAUUUGUACUUCACUUCUUCAUCUGUUAAUUGGGAAUAAUGUUUCAUGGUUUCUACCUCAAAAGUGCUAAGACAAGUAAAAUAAUUUUCUAAAUUGUACUAGAGGGAAGAGUAUUAUAUACAAACAACAAUGACUAUUA
Molecule: messenger RNA, 4638 nt
Organism: Propithecus coquereli (Coquerel's sifaka)
Lineage: Eukaryota; Metazoa; Chordata; Mammalia; Primates; Indriidae
Gene: ELP1
Product: inhibitor of kappa light polypeptide gene enhancer in B-cells, kinase complex-associated protein
Exons: 36
Coding region: 110-4126 (1338 amino acids)
Biological process (GO): tRNA wobble base 5-methoxycarbonylmethyl-2-thiouridinylation
Cellular component (GO): elongator holoenzyme complex; cytosol
Molecular function (GO): protein binding; tRNA binding
Source: RefSeq, a predicted model, not a curated record